Portunus trituberculatus (swimming crab) is the source of this 1424-nucleotide messenger RNA. It is a transcript of the gene nac, whose product is annotated as GDP-fucose transporter 1-like. Gene Ontology annotation, molecular function: antiporter activity. The record is from RefSeq and is a predicted model, not a curated record. The transcript has 9 exons. Gene Ontology annotation, cellular component: Golgi apparatus. The coding region runs from base 132 to 1193 and encodes 353 amino acids. Gene Ontology annotation, biological process: GDP-fucose import into Golgi lumen; protein O-linked glycosylation via fucose. Lineage: Eukaryota; Metazoa; Arthropoda; Malacostraca; Decapoda; Portunidae.
ACCCCGUUGAAAAGAGAUAAUGUUUACCGCCACCUUGUCAUCACUUUGGCCUGGGGACUAGAAAAAGGUGGACUUGACUUUAUUUUUUCAACUUUUCUACUUUAAUACAUUUCUCAAGCGUCAGGUUCAAAAUGGAGACCAAGCGUGAAGAUUCCUUGUUUUUGAAGUAUGCCAAGGUUGUGAUGGUGGUGGCUCUCUAUUGGGUGGUGUCAAUCUCCAUGGUAUUCGUGAACAAGACACUGCUGGGGGGGUCGGUGGGGGGCAAGACGGACGCCCCCCUCUUUGUGACCUGGUUCCAGUGUGUGGUGACGGCUGGUGCCUGUCUGGCGACCUCACGUCUCACCAGGCUGGCCCCACAUAUCCUGACGUUUCCUGAAGUUGGACACAUAGAACCAGCCACAGUCAGGAAGGUGUUGCCGUUGUCAAUAAUCUUCGUGGCGAUGAUUUCCACCAAUAAUUUGUGUCUGAAGUACCUCGGGGUUGCCUUCUACUACGUCGGACGCUCCCUCACCACGGUGUUCAAUGUCAUCUUUACUUAUUUCAUCCUCGGGCAGCGGACGUCCCUGCCAGCGCUGGCGUCGUGUGCUGUCAUUGUGGCUGGAUUCUGGCUCGGCGUCGACCAGGAGAGUGUGUCAGGGUCGCUGUCGGUAAUGGGUAUAGUUUUUGGCGUCCUGGCUUCCAUAUUUGUCUCACUCAAUGCUAUAUUUACCAAAAAGAUCUUGCCAGCCUUGGACGGGUCAGUGUGGCGAUUGUCUUACUACAACAACGUUCUGGCGGCCAUCUUGUUUCUACCGCUGAUGUUGGUGGCAGGGGAGGGGCCGGCCAUCCUGUCCCUCCUCUCUGGGGCCACCACCGCCACCACCACCACCACCACCUUCUGGGCCAUGAUGGUUCUCAGUGGCCUGUUCGGUUUUGCGAUUGGUUACGUAACAGGAUUGCAGAUUCAGGUGACGUCCCCGCUAACCCACAACAUCAGCGGAACAGCCAAGGCAUGCACCCAGACAGUCUUGGCGAUGUGGUGGUAUGACGAGACCAAGACGGUGUUGUGGUGGUGUAGCAACUGGGUGGUGUUGGGGGGGUCACUUGCCUACACCAGGGUGAAGCAACAGGAGAUGAAGCAGCACCAUCUAGAGGCCACCAGGGACCAGGAGGAGAGUGAGGGACUGACCAAGGGAGAGGCCACGGACGCUUAAAAGAAAACUCUCUCUCUCUCUCUCUCUCUCUCUCUCUCUCUCUCUCUCUGACAGGUUGUGAGAAGUAGCAUAACAAACGAUUUUUAUACAAUAUUUAUUAAACAAAACUAAUAAUAAUAACAAUAAUAACAAUAAUAAUAACAAUUGUAUAUUUUUCAAACUAAUUUUUUAUAACAAAGUCAGUGUUCCUCUGUAUAAAUUUCCAAAUAUACAUUAAAAUCUUCGUAUAUA